AUGGCAGAGAAAUUCUCUGUAAAAGACUUGAAACACCUGAAAGAUCUUGCAGACUCCUACAGUGGGAGGAAGAGAGCUGAUCCAGAGGAGAAAACCAAGGUGGAGAGCAGUACGAGAGACCAAGAAGAAGAGAGGGAGCUGAUCUGCUGUAAACACACUGCGAGACCCAAGUGGUUCUGUGUGGAUGAGGAAAAGGCCAUCUGUCCUCUCUGUGUAGAGUCUGUAGACCACUCUGGACACAAGGUGAUCCCUGUAGAGGAUGCUGUCUCACAGCUGAAGGAAAAACUGAAAACAAACCUUGAGUCUGUGCAGGAACAGCUGAAAAGAUACAAAAAAAUUAGAAGGCAGUAUGAGGACCUAGUCCAACACCAGAAGAAACAGUUUGUUUCCACAGAGAGGCAGAUAAAGGAGGAGUUUGAGAAGCUCCACCAGUUCCUGAGAGAUGAAGAAGAGGCCAGAUUGGCUGCACUGAGGGAGGAAGAGGAGCAGAAGAGUGAAACCAUCAGCAGAGAGAUGAAGGCCAUUCAGGAUCAGAUCUCUUCUCUCUCAGACAGAAUCAGGGCAGUGGAGCAGAACCUAGAGGAGGAUCAUGUACCUUUUCUCAAGAACUACAUUUUGGCCAAGAAGAGAGCCCAAAGUGAAGUGCAGGAUCCAGAGGUGCUUUCAGGGACGCUGAUAGAUGUGGCCAAACACCUGGGUUCUCUGAGCUUCAAAGUCUGGGAGAAGAUGCUGCACAUUGUCACAUACACUCCUGUGACUCUGGACCCCAACACUGCAAACCCCUGGCUUUCUAUGUCUGAUGAUCUGACCUGUGUGAGGUUCACUGGAGUGAAACAGCAGCUUCCUGACAACACAGAGAGGUUUAGUCAGUAUUUAAUAGUGUUGGGCUCUGAGGGGUUUACUUCAGGACAACACAGCUGGGAGGUGGAGGUGGGAAACAAAACUGACUGGAUUGUAGGAGUGAUAACAGAGUCCAUCAACAGGAAGGGGGAGAUUAUAUACAGUCCAGAGAAAGGACUCUGGGUUCUACUUCUGAAGAAUGGAGACCAAGCAGCUGGAGUUACUGAUCUCACACUGGAGAAGAAACCCCAGAGGAUCCAAGUUCAGCUGGACAAUGACAGGGGGAAGGUGUCCUUCUUCAACCCCACUGACAUGUCACACAUCUACACUUUUACAGACACUUUCACUGAGAAACUGUUUCCAUAUUUCUCUCCCUCUGUAAAUGUUGAUAGGAGUAACUCUGGACCUCUGAAGAUCUGUCCAGUGAAGGUGUCUGUAACUGUUAAGUGA
This is a messenger RNA of Scleropages formosus (Asian bonytongue), 1290 nucleotides long. RefSeq names its product zinc-binding protein A33-like. Bases 1 to 1290 code for a protein of 429 amino acids. Gene Ontology annotation, molecular function: zinc ion binding; protein binding. The record is from RefSeq and is a predicted model, not a curated record. The transcript has 8 exons. NCBI's taxonomy places the organism in Eukaryota, Metazoa, Chordata, Actinopteri, Osteoglossiformes, Osteoglossidae.